AUGUCUGUAGCUCUGUACAACAGCCAGGUUUACAGCACGCCAGUGUUUGAUUACCUCCUACUGACCAUGAAGGACUCCCCACUCAAGACGUUUGAGGGGAGCAAGUCCUAUGAGGAGCUGCUGAGGGAGCUGAGGGUGUUUAACGUGGAGGAGGUUCAGGGGGGACCUUAUCGCUCUCGGCUUUUCCCCCCCCACUCCGCCUCGAUAAGUGGGAGAGGCGAGGUGCAUCCCCGGCGCACGCGUGAUGAACGCUCAGUACCCUCCGCGAUGGAGGAGGUGGCGGAGCGCGGACGAGCUGGCGCUGGGGCGGCGGCGAUGGCGGAGGGCGGUAGCGCCGCCGGAGAGGAGGCAUCCAACGCCAAUGCCGCGUCCUCGCCGUCGCCCUGCUCCCCUCCGGAGGGCGGCGGGACUAAGCAGUUGAGCGCGGCGGAGUACGCGCGGCGCGUACACCAGUGGCUGUGGGACUCGUACUGCGGGUACUUGGGCUGGCAGGGCUACCCACCUGCCUUCUUCGCCGCCGCCGCCGCUGCCGCCGCCGCGCAGCCGCCCCCGCCUGCCGCCGCUGCCUACUACAGCCCCUUCUACCUCUUCGCUCCGCCACCGGCACACACGGCCCCUGUCGGGACGGGGCCCCGCGCCCCCGCCGCUGCCACCCCAGCCUGGCCGGGAGCGGCGGGCGCGGUGUCCCCCCUGCCCAGGGCGGCCUCCGGCAGCACCGCCGGCACCAGCGGUAGCGGCGCCUCCAGGGACACGGGGAGGCCGGCGGGUCGGGAGUUCCUUAUCCCUUCACUGGCACACAGGUUCAUAGCAGAGAUGGUGGAUUUUUUUAUUCUGUUCUUUAUAAAGGCAAUCAUCAUUUUAAGUAUUAUGCACCUCAGUGGAAUAAAGGACAUCUCUAAAUUUGCCAUGCAUUACAUCAUAGAAGAAAUAGAUGAAGAUACAUCCAUGGAAGAUUUGCAGAAAAUGAUGAUAGUAGCUCUCAUCUACAGGUUAUUAGUCUGCUUUUAUGAGAUAAUCUGUAUUUGGGGAGCAGGUGGAGCAACCCCAGGGAAAUUCUUGCUGGGACUGCGAGUUGUGACAUGUGAAACAUCUGUACUUAUUGCACCCAGCCGUGUGUUAGUCAUUCCAUCUUCUAAUGUCAGUAUGACAACGUCCACAGUACGAGCUUUGAUCAAGAAUUUUUCUAUUGCAUCAUUUUUUCCUGCAUUCAUUACACUGCUGUUUUUCCAGCAUAACAGAACAGCCUACGAUAUUGUAGCAGGAACUAUUGUGGUCAGAAGAAAUGGAGUCAGAUGAUACAAAAAAAUGAGAUUUUGGGACUGGUUCUGAACAUCCCCUCCAAACCCCAGUGAAUUAAAGACCUACCCCAGAACUGAAAUUGAGGUGUCUGUUGGAAUCUUUUGCCCUAAUUAAAUAGGAACUGGUUCAGAAGCUAAAGAAAACAUAAUGUUCCUGUAUGAUGCCAGCAACUACCUUCAAAGCAGUGGAGUUUUUGUAGACGCCAAAGAAGUUUGGGAGAGAAAAUAUGUAUUAAAUCCAGGAGUAUUAAUUAACCUCUGACUGAUGAGACAAAAACUGUCUGCUUUAACUUCAAAAAGGAGCUGUUCUGUUUGUCAGUCUGUGGAAAGCAGAUCCCUAGGAAUACAUCACCUUAAAAGAAAUGUUGUUCCUGCAGUUUUGGAUGUUGGCAGGUAACUAGAAAAUGAAGUUCUUUUCUAGACAGUUGCCUGUCAAAGGAUAAAGGGGGAAGAGACCUGCAGUAUUAGACAGCAAGGCAAAUGAUGUUAAUUAAAUUGCCUGUAUGCAGAAAGCAAUCAGCAGGUUAUCUAUCAGUGUCAUUUAUUAUUGCUUCACAGAUCAUACUCCCUCACCAUUUAAGUAUUUUCUCACAUUGAUGUGAAAAGUGUUUUUGCAUGAUUGUCUCAAGCAUUGUCACUUACUUCACUUGUCCAAGCUAAUGAAGAAGUGAAACAAUAGCUGCUUUUUCCUCUAGGAAGGGUAUGUUACACUGCAGUGUUAGUGAUCUGGUGUGUGCAAAUAAUUCUGGAGCCAUCAACAGUACAGAUCAUGCUGAUGAAAGGUAACUUUUUGCUUCUGUUUGAAGUGAAAGCACUUGUCUAUUUCUUUCAUAUAAUGCAGAGCAGAAGUGAAUGUGUUUCAGGAGCAUGCAGAAAACAUUAACUGAAAUGUGUUAUGGGUGUAAAUCUGGAGAAGUACAAAUACUGGUUAUUUUCACUUUAUCAUUCUGGCUAAUUGUUUGUAUAUUCAGAUUAACUUAAAUACUGAAUAAAGAAACCUAAUAUUUUGCAUGACUA
Messenger RNA from Sturnus vulgaris (Common starling), 2315 nucleotides. It is a transcript of the gene FAM8A1, whose product is annotated as family with sequence similarity 8 member A1. Lineage: Eukaryota; Metazoa; Chordata; Aves; Passeriformes; Sturnidae. The record is from RefSeq and is a predicted model, not a curated record.